AUGGCGGUUAAGGGGGGGAAGGGCUCUUCUAAAAGCGUACGUGCGGUUGAGAGGGAGGGGGAUGAUAAUGAGAAUGAUUUUUCGGAAUUGGAUAGGAUGAGGGAGAGUAGAGAUCGAGGAGUUGAGGAGAGAGAGAGAUUGUAUAGGGAGGAGAUGAAGAAGAAGAUGAAGAAAGAGGACGGGAAUGUAAGAGAUAUCGAGAGGGAGGAGAAAGGGUGGGUUCUUUGGGAAAGAUGGAGACUUAGUGUUUGGUUGGUCCUCUUCAAUAUCCUCUUCGCUAUCCCCCUCGCAUACCUCAUUGCUAAAUUCGCCAUCCCCGCUCCCUGGCGCUGGACAGCUUUUAUCCUCUCUCACCACGCCCUUCUCGCUUGUGCAUAUGAGUUUGCGAUGGUUGUGCAAGAACGUAGGGUGGACAUGGAGAUUAGGGAGGAGAAGGAGGAGAGAGAGUUGCGGAAGUGGGAUGAGGUGGUGGAGGUAUUGGAGGGGGUUUUGGAGGAAAGUAGGAGGAAUAGGAGGGUGGUGGUGGGGGUGGAGGGGGAGAUUGGGGAGGUGGGGGGUGAGAAUGAGGAGGGAGGUUCUGGGGAGGAGGAGGAGAGGAAGAGAGAUUUUGAUGUUAAUGUAGCGAGAAAGGGGGUAGGAGAGAAGAUUAUGGAGUUGGAGGGGUGGGAGAAAAAGGAGGAACUUCUGAGCGUGUUGAAGAAGGAGAGACAUGAGUUGCUGUAUGAGACGACGUGUUCUUCGGUUGAGGACACGAAGAGUGUGUGGUUUGGAAAGUCGUGGAGGGAAUUGUGUGGUGCGGAGGGGGUUUUGAGGGAUUAG
Botrytis porri is the source of this 819-nucleotide messenger RNA. RefSeq lists its product as uncharacterized. Lineage: Eukaryota; Fungi; Ascomycota; Leotiomycetes; Helotiales; Sclerotiniaceae. The record is from RefSeq and is a predicted model, not a curated record. The transcript is spliced from 3 exons. Bases 1 to 819 code for a protein of 272 amino acids.